Eriocheir sinensis (Chinese mitten crab) is the source of this 2657-nucleotide messenger RNA. Its product is annotated as trichohyalin-like. Lineage: Eukaryota; Metazoa; Arthropoda; Malacostraca; Decapoda; Varunidae. The transcript has 4 exons. The coding region runs from base 200 to 1867 and encodes 555 amino acids. The record is from RefSeq and is a predicted model, not a curated record.
GCAGCUAUCAGUGUUGAGGCUCUUUAUCACUCCCGUGGCAGAACUCCCUCCCUUGUUAUCGUCAGGCUGUAUGCCGCCCACACACUGGUAUCUUUCGUGUAUCCGCGUCCCCGCUCCCUCAUAAUGCCAACCCUUCCUCUGCUGCCGUUCACUGCUGCUGUCACCGCUGCUGCUGAGGAAGAAGCCCCAAGAUGACCUCAUGGCUGCUUCCCAAGGCAACUCAACUGUUCCGGAAAUAAUAAAAAGGUUCGUGGCGGCACGGAUGGAGCAGCGGUGUCACUGGUGCUUCGCGGACACGGCCGUCACCCCGCGCGCCGUGUCUCACCCUUGCGGCCACAACAUCUGCGUGCGAUGCCACCCAGGGUCCGGGCCCGGCGGGGGCUGCGUGGUGUGCCAGAUCAAGCUGAAGGAAAUGCGGGGAGGCUCCAAGGCGCUGGAGGAGGAGAGAAGGAGCCACCUCGAGGAACAAGAACAGUGGAGAAAGAAGGAAAUAAAGCUGCAAGGCGAACUGAAGCUACAUGAAAAGACAGAGAGUAAACUGCAACAGGAAGUGUCACAACUGAAGAAGGGGCAGAGGGUGCUGGAGGAGGAGCUGAAGGGAAAACAAGAACUGGAGGGUAAACUGCAACAGGAAGUGGCUCAGCUGAAGAAGUGGCGGAGGGUGCUGGAGGAGGAGCUGAAGGAGAAACAAGAACAUCAUAGAUCAUCCGAAGAAAGGCUGUUGAAAGAUAUAGAAAUCUUGAAACUGACGAUCGCAACACAUGACGGUGAGACGACCCUAAGGAGAAAGCAAGAACGAGAAAGUAAACUGCAACAGGAAGUGUCACAGCUGAAAGAGCAGCGUGGAGUGCUGGAGAAGGAACUAAAGGAAAAACGAGAACAUCAUAAAUCAACCGAAGAAAGGCUGUUGAAGCAAAUAAAAACUUUGAAACAGACUAUCGCAAAACAUGACGGUGAGAUGACUCUGAUGGAGAUGACUAUGGAUGAGAAGGACACCAAACUCGAGGAGAUGAAGCUGGAGUAUCAAGACAACUUAGCACAGCUGACAGAACAGUAUCUCACAGAGCAGAACAAGGCAGUGCAGCAGGAAAGAAACGCUCAACAGAAGAAGAUGGAAACAAUGAAACAGGAAAUCACCGACCUUAAGGGAGAGGUGACGUGUUUGAGAGAGGUUAAGAAAGCACAAGAAAAAGAGAUCACGCACUGGCAGCAGGAGAACGCCAAGCAGAAGAAAGCAGCACACCAAGAUCUGGAGGGAAAGAUGAAAGAGUUACAGCUCCGAGUGUCUACCAAAGAGAAAGAAAUGCAACGCUUGGAAGAGGAAAAUCGUGUUAUUAAAACGAAACUGCAGCGAUCGAUGGAGGACUUAACCAAAUGCAAUGAACAGGUUGUACGUCUGAGAGAAGCACAUACCCAACAUCUUGUGAAGAGAGAGGAACACAGAGAAGAAAUACUGCAGCUGAAACAGGAGAUGAGGAGCAAGGAGGAAGAAGCCGCAGCGAAACUGGAAGAAAUAACAAAUGUCUACAAUGAGAAAAUCAAGAAACGGCAGAAGAAAGAAACCGAGCUAGAAAACGAUAAUGCAAGACUGCUCCAAAAAGACAUUCAGCAACAGAACAGGUUAGCAGCAGCGAGGGCAAGGCAGGAGAAGGUGCGAGGCUUGGUGAGAGAGAUAGACGGCCGCCAAAAGGAGAUAGACGGACUGGAAAAGGAAGAAACCAAGCUGAAAAAUAGGAUGACGCAGCUGAGGAGAGGAACAGACACCGAUCUACUGAAGAUAUUCGAACUGGUGGAAGAGAAAAUCACUCAGCCUCAGGAACCUGCAAAUCCUGCCCCAAAGAAAAAGAAAAAGGGAAAAGGAAAAUAAAUGAAGAGAAACAGAAAUGCAAAGAGGAAAUACGUUAUACCAGUAAGGCAGAGAAAGGUAGCAAUCUAUAUUUAAUGAAUAGGAGAGGAAACACGACGACAUUGUUACCACACGAGGAAGACAUCUUGAAAAAAAAGGGAAAAGGAAAAUAAAUGAAGAGAAACAGAAAUGCAAAGAGGAAAUACGUUAUACCAGUAAGGCAGAGAAAAGGAGUAGCCUAUAUGGAAUGGAUAGGAAAGGAAACACGACGACAUUGUUACCACACGAGGAAGACAUCUUGAAAAAAAGGGAAAAGGAAAAUAAAUGAAGAGAAACAGAAAUGCAAAGAGGAAAUACGUUAUACCAGUAAGGCAGAGAAAGGUAGCAAUCUAUAUAGAAUGAAUAGGAGAGGAAACACGACGACAUUGUUACCACACGAGGAAGACAUCUUGAAAAACAGGAGGUAAUAGAUUAACCCAGGACGAAAGAGCGUAAAAUCGGGGUCAUGGGCUGCAGUUGCGCGUGGCCUCGGUGCUCAUCUCUGUCGCAUUGGCCCUUGAGUCUGUCGUGGGUAAGAGAAGCGUCGCAGGAACCUAGCAGAUAGUAGUAGUAGUAGUAGUAGUAGUAGUAGUAGUAGUAGUAGUAGUAGUUGUAGUAGUAGCAAAGAGUAUAGAUAGUAAAGAGGGGACACUCCCGCGCUCUUCUAUGGAAAACCUGUAACAGCCUACGAUACAGCGUUCUCAAAUUAUCGUACUCAUCGCAUUGCAUUUUCGUAGUUUCUGACCGAUAACUGUAGCAAAAAAAACAACAA